Diaporthe amygdali is the source of this 1107-nucleotide messenger RNA. RefSeq lists its product as uncharacterized. The record is from RefSeq and is a predicted model, not a curated record. The coding region runs from base 1 to 1107 and encodes 368 amino acids. The transcript is spliced from 2 exons. Gene Ontology annotation, molecular function: nucleic acid binding; zinc ion binding. NCBI's taxonomy places the organism in Eukaryota, Fungi, Ascomycota, Sordariomycetes, Diaporthales, Diaporthaceae.
AUGAUACGACCAAAGACAUCGAAGGGCACAUCGUGCCAAGUAUGCGGAAAAGUUGGCCAUGAAGCACCUCAAUGUCGGUCGCUGAAACAAUCCCAAAAGACCCAGCAGAAGGAAAAGCCACAGCAGCAGACCACAUGUACACAUUGUAAGAAGCCCGGACAUACCAAGUCGGAAUGCUUCAUAUUAAACCCAUCCCUCAAAUCCCAGCCCAAAGGCUCACAGCAGCAACCGUCGACGAAGACGGGCGCGAAGACUGUAUGCCAACAUUGUAAAAAGAAUGGGCAUACAGCCGCCGAGUGCUUCCUGCUUAACCCGGAGCUCAAGAACCAGCCCAAGAAGAAACAAGAGCAGAGCGUGACAUGCAAGCACUGCAAAAAGAGUGGACACAGCAUCGACGAGUGCUUCGUGCUCCACCCAGAGCUAAAGAAGACCAAGCAGCAAAACAAAGAGGAGAGCGCGACAUGCAAGCACUGCAAAAAGAGUGGACACAGCAUCGACGAGUGCUUUGUGCUUCAUCCAGAGCUGAAGAACCAGCCUAAAAAGAAGAAGGGCAAGAAGAACGGAGAAGAGGAGGAGGAGGAGCCGGACUUGAUAUGCGAUUACUGCAAGAUGCCCGGCCACGAAGUCAAGUUGUGCUUCGUGCUCAACCCGGCCCUCAUGCCGUCCCAGCCGGGCGGCGGCGAAAACAAGGAGCUCCGGGAACCGCCACCGCGGCUCAGAAACAAGAUCGAGAAACAGGAGAUGAUGGGGAGGGGCGCCAUGCCGGAGGGCAUACACAAACUCACGAGGGUACGCCGUAUCCAAGGUUGGUCACCAGCGAGGAAGGCAUAUUACACGCUCCCGUUGUAUGCUGUUGCGGUGAACAAGCCAACCACGUUUGCCAAUAUGCCGAUCGUAUCGUAUGAGGCCUAUGACCCGUCGGGGGAUACGGUGAUGUGUUAUUGCGACUAUCCCAAAGAUGGCCACCAUUGUCACCUGCAGCAUUGGGUAAAACGUGCUGUGGACAAGGGAAAGGAUAUUAAGUUUACCCAGGAAAGCGAGGAGGCUUUCGGAAAAAUUAUGGCCCAAAGCCAUAUUGAUAGGAGUGACAUAACCAUGAUCAGCUAG